UUGACCAUCACAUUGCCUUCUGGAACCUUAGCAUUGAUGCUAUGAAUCAUUUCCUAGGCAAGCACUAUAUUCUCGUGUAUGUUUCUGCCUCUGAUGAAUGCACAUUGUUUUUUUGAGACAGUUUUUUAAAGCAGGGGUUAAGUCUGUUAACCAUUAUUUUAGAGAACACUUUAUAAAGCACCGAGCACAAAUUAAUAGGCCUAUUUAAGUUCAUGCAUGAGGGGGGCACCAACCCUUCAGUUUUGCUCUGAGCAUAUUUGAAAAUCGGUGUGAAAGAAGGCCGGUUAGAUCUUUUUUUCUUUCUGAAGAUGGCCCUGUAAAUCUAUGUCUCUACCAAGUGCUAGGAGAAAACGUGGGCGAUGAUGGCAUGAGGUUGUGAAGGUUGCAGGGUGGAGCGACUCUUCAAAGGAAUCACCGGAAAGCUCACUCACGUCACUGACGAAAGAUCUACCAUCGAAGAUCUCACCUUAGCUCCUAGAUCCACUGUUCGUUCUUCCCUUUUUCCUUUGAUCUACAGGUGGAGCUUCAAGGUCUUUCCAAAUCUGAAGCAGAACCUUGGCUCAAGACCGAAGAAGAUCAAAGGGAUGUUGAGUACUGGAAGCUAGAUUUGAAUUGAAAGCUAUAUCUGAGUGGAUAACAUCGUUGGGAUGUCGAUAGAAGUGGAAGAAACGGUAAGCAAAGUGCUGAAGGAGAUCGAAGGGGGAGAGUUGGCCAUGGAACCUCCUCUGGCCCCAUCGACUUCAACGGCAAGGCCCUCCUACAUGUUUGCUGACAUGCUUAAGCAGCUGCAGAUGCCAAAUCCCUCAGCUGGGAUUUCCAUCGUGCCACCGAUACAACUCAAUGGAUAUCCAGCUUUCAUCUUCUUGGAGAAGGAAAUGGCUAUAGCUGAGACGAAUGUGAAAAACACUUUAGUCUUGAAAUUCCCUCGAGGUUGUCCAUCUCUUGAUUCCAUCAAGCUACAUGUUGUGAAAUGCUGGGGGCUUUCUUAAAUCCCAACUAUUGAGAUUUUUAAUAGCAGCAACAUCAAGGUGAUGACAAAGCCGAAUGUUAAUUUUGUGAAACCCUGGGCAUAAGAAAUGCGUGAGACGGAAGGCUUCAUCUACAAGGUAUUCAAAUGGUAUUCAGAAUUUAAUGGGCAAGAAGAACCACCACCAGCUCCUAUUUGGCGUUACUACUUAUGCUCAACAAGUAGUUCAACAUCUGGACAGAGAGAAUUUAUGGACAAUGAUAUGAUGGAUUCCACCCGUGAUCAUGACAUAUGGAAUGAAAGGUUCGAGGAUCGACUAGUAGACAUGUUGUAUGAGGACACCCUCAUGGAUAGAUUGAGGGGAGGGAGGAUCACAAACGGUGAUAAUGUAAGGCUUGCUACACUACUGUCAGUUGUGUGCCACAAGAAAUUCAAUUGUGAGCAAGUUAAGAGAAAGAUUGCUCGUCUAAAGCACAAACAACGAGAAUUUAUUGAUCUUAUGAAGCAAACUGGUUUAGGGUGGGACCCAAAGAGGAAGGCCCCAAUUGCUAGCUAGGAACAUUGGGCAAAUGCCAUUCGAGUACGAUAACCAACAUUUUUUCAAUAUAUGCUCCAAUUAUUAUCAUAAUUAUUUCUAACAUCAUUAACAUAAUUUUUAUGUUAUGUGAGAUCAUCAUGGAAGAAUUUCAAGACUUGGGGAUGCCCAAGAUAUGAACAGCUUUGUGCAAUCUUCUGAGAAGAAAUUUUGAAGAGAAGUUCUUGCUUUAGAUUUUGCCUUUAGUAAGUAAAUCCAAGUGCAUCGAGAAAAUUGAUCUACAAUGAUAAGAAAAAUAUUUAGAACCAAUUUAUGCUUGAAUUGAAUUGGAACCCCAAAUGUCGACAAAAACAAUUUCAAAUGGUCUAGUAACUUUGGUUUUGGAAUGGGGAAAUGGCAAUUUGUGUUGUUUGGCAAGGGGCAAAUAUCACAAGGUAUGUUGGAAGUAGUCGAGAGCUUAAGAUCAACUUUGUGGAUAUCAUGUAAUAUGUGUUGAGUCAUGGAACUAUGUCCAAGCCUAUAAUGCUAUAAAGUAAAUUAAUCAAACUUGGGAACAAUAAUAUUGUUAACAGAACUGGAAGGAAAUAAGGUCACAAAAAAAAAAAUGUGCAAAGCAGUCGAGUUGGAUCUCAAUAGUUGAAGAUGAUACAGGCCAUUAAGUACCUUCCCCACUCCAGUUGUCAUCCAAGAUGAAAGGUCCUGGAUAUAACAUGAAUUGGAAAAAAAAAAAAAAAAAAAAAAAAUUAGACAGCAAUUGGAGUGAUUUGUCAAGGAUUUUGCAGAAAUGAGAUUAAAAUAAAAUGUAGGAACACAUAGCACUUUUCGAAGAACCAAAUAGUCAGAAAGACAAACAUCACCAAUGUGAGUGGCUGUUGUUGUGGCUCCAUUAAGGAGUUUGAUCAUGUCAAAAACCGAGGUGACAUUGUGUGUGAAAUGAUUGUGGGUACAGAUCAUAUGAUCUAUAGCACCUAUGUUGAUGAUCCAUGUUGUGGUAGUGUUUGUAGUAUUGUUGUACUUGUGUGCGGAAUGAUAGGAUAUAAUAGCAGACACAGGAGACGUGCUAGCUUGCACAUGGUUGACAACAAGAGCGGGGGCAUUAUUGUGAGAUGUAAGGCAAGGAGGUGGUUGUACUACUCCUGAGUAAUCGUCGGACCAUGGCUGAUAUCUUCCUGCACAAGAGAAGAUUGAUUAGCAGAUGAUUUAAACUUGAGGUUGUUCUUGUGUCCCAAGGGAAAGCCAUUGAGUUUGUAGCACUUUUCUUUGGUAUGGCCUGGUAUAUGGUAAUAAGAUCAUACACGAAGAUGAGGGUUGGCCAUGAAACAAUGCGCCAAAUAGUGACUUGAGAUGUUGCAAUGGGAACAAAACAAUCAAUCCUUGCAAGAAGAUGGUUGGUUGCGCAUUUCUGGUCCGCAUGUGACCAUUGCAAGAGAGGCAGGUACAGAAUGAAGUUGCCUGUGCCUCUCUUCUUGUUGAACUAGGGACAAGACUCGAUUUAAAGUAGGAAGUGGGCCAUAGAGUAAAAUUUGUGCACGAACAGAGUCAUAAGAAUCAUUGAGCUCUAUUAGGAACUGCAUAACCUUGCUGUGAUGUGUGUAAUCCAUCAACGUUUUGAUCGAGCCACAAGUGCAUAGAGGCAUGGGUUUGUAGAUUUCAAGUUCAUCCCAAAAACUUUUGAGUUUGUUGUAGUAUUGACUUACAAAUUCAUUGUCUUUGGAUAAAGUGGAGAUGGAUUUGGUGAGUUGGAAAUUCGAGGAGAAUUUUGGAUAGAGAACCUUUAAUGCAGGUCAUUCCAGACAUUUGCUGCAGCAUCCGCAUUUGCAAUGCUUGAUCUAUGUUCAAAGCCAACUGAGUGUUGCAUCCAGGCUAUGAUCAUGUCAUUGCAGUGCUCCCAUGGAGCCAAAAGAGGGUCUGAAGCGUUAGUUGGUUUAGUGAUUUUACCAUCAAUAAAAUCGAGCUUGUUCUUGAUGUUCAGGGCACGCUGCAUUGUCUUUACCCAGGUCACAUAAUUCUCUGUUGUGAGGAGAUCGGGAACCAGAGGAGAGGAUGACUGCUAUUUAUGACUACAAAAUAAUGGAAUAAGAAAUAAUGAAAUAAACAAUGUAUUUACAAGUCACUAUAACACCUUCAACAGAAUUAUAUUCCCUCAUUUCUUCAUGGCUCUGUCUUGUGAAACCAUAGGCGUGUGAGGACAGAAUUCUUCUUGUGUUAAAUUCAACAGUUCCCGAUGCUGCUCGCAGUAGUAGUACUCAUGUCAACUCUGGCGCCUCCAGUUGAUCUGUACCUGCCGAAGUUUCUGCGAUUCUCGUUCAAACUCAUGUCCGUAGGCCUGAGCCAUCACAGGUGCACGGUGGCAUGGCCUGGUUUGAAAAGACUUCUUCACUUGAUUCGUUCAGCAUGCCGAGUAGGCAGCAGCUGGGGCCUUCGCAUUGCUUCUUUUUUGGAACGAAUCAUCCAGGCGUCGCCAAUCUUGCAAUGGCUGGUUGGGUCCUGCCCAAGCCAAAUAUCCUGUUAUGCUCGUUCAUCCAUUCUUGGCACAGCCACGCCGGGUGAGUAAAAUAGGUUUCAUGUUGCCAAAAGGAGAACCAAAGGUGGAGCCCUUGUGUGAAACUGGUCUGGACCUGUCCAAUGGUUCAUCAGUAUACCAACAAAUUAUGAGCAGGCUGCCGCUUGGACCGCCGAUGUAAUGUAAAUUUCACUUUUAUAAUUUUCUUGGGUGAAAGUAUAAAUGUUUACCUUUCUAUAUGAUAUACAAACAUAGGCAUUUAAAUUAUAA
This is a messenger RNA of Carya illinoinensis, 4275 nucleotides long. RefSeq lists its product as uncharacterized. Lineage: Eukaryota; Viridiplantae; Streptophyta; Magnoliopsida; Fagales; Juglandaceae. The coding region runs from base 1077 to 1523 and encodes 148 amino acids. The record is from RefSeq and is a predicted model, not a curated record. The transcript is spliced from 3 exons.